This is a messenger RNA of Sesamum indicum (sesame), 2441 nucleotides long. RefSeq names its product F-box/kelch-repeat protein At5g15710. The record is from RefSeq and is a predicted model, not a curated record. Gene Ontology annotation, molecular function: protein binding. Lineage: Eukaryota; Viridiplantae; Streptophyta; Magnoliopsida; Lamiales; Pedaliaceae.
ACUCAAAUGGAGAUCUGACCGACCCAUUGACAAGAACACACAGCAAGAUAUGGGAAACGUUGCAGGCGGCAGGCCCAUAACUCUUACCGGAUCUUGGUUUGUUUUCCUCUAUCAACACCAUUUCCUUCUCUUCUUUAUUUCAACACACUUCUGGAAAAAAGGGGAAAUUUCCAAAUGCAAAAUGAUAAGCGGGAAAAACAGAUGCCCAUUUCCAGGAAGCGUGAAAAACUAUACGUCGAACAAGAGAUAAACACUGUUUAGGGUUUGAUUGUCGCCACAAAAAGGGGGACUUUUGAUUGUGCUGCAUUCUUACCUCAAGAAUUUUGCUGUUCUCAGCUCUGGCAUUCAGAUUACUCGGUUCCUACAUGAGAUUUUGCAGGGUUAGGUGUUCGGGUUUUGUUUUCAUCUAAUUGCUUACUUGUUCAUGAAUUGGCUUGUUGGGCGCGAAUAGGGGUUCGCAAUUUGGUGCCUGAUCAGCAAAAUUAUGUUUGGAUUAUCAGAUUCUUACAGUAAACAUGGUGCCUUUGUUUUACCGCCUGGAAUAAGUUCCUGAAAUUGCUUUCAUCUUAAAGGCCAUGGAACAUAACUAAAGCUUAAGAGAUUCUGGAGCAAGAUUUAGCAUUCGGUUGGUGAGGGUUUUGCGUAUUUACAUCACCGUUGAAAUGGGGGAAGCUUCUGAAUCUGGGUUGAGAACAUCAUGUUCCGGAUUGGUGAGAACUAGUUCUUCCCGAGAGGAGGAAAUUUUUCAUCGGCAAGCAAGUUUUGGAAGCUCUGGGUCUAGGAAUACCAGCCCGCUUGGCCGGAUGGGCUCAAGGAAUACAAGUCCUUCUCGGCAGAAGGUGAUUAAAACCAAACCAAGGGGGUUGGAUGAGGAAACAGUGGCCACGUUUAGUAAAACUGUACAACUGGAUAUCCAGAUGGAAGAUAAUAUAUGGGCAAUGUUGCCAGAGGAUCUGUUAAAUGAAAUCUUAGCUAGGGUUCCACCAUUCAUGAUAUUUAGGCUCCGCUCUGUUUGUAAGAGAUGGAAUUCAAUUUUGCAAGACUAUAGUUUUCUGAAGUUUCAUUCACAAGUGCCCUCCCACGGGCCUUGUCUCCUGACAUACUGGAAAAAUUCCCAGACUCCUCAAUGUUCAGUAUUUAGCUUGCCAUUGAAGCAGUGGUUUAGGAUCCCAUUUACGUUUCUACCACAGUGGGCUUUCUGGUUGGUAGGUUCUUCAGGGGGUCUUGUAUGCUUCUCAGGACUGGAUGGCUUGACGUUCAAGACGUUAAUUUGCAAUCCACUAACACAAGCUUGGAGAACUUUGCCAAGUAUGCAUUAUAAUCAGCAAAGACAGUUGAUUAUGGUAGUUGAUCGGAAGGAUCGGUCUUUUAAAAUUAUCGCUGCUAGUGAUAUAUAUGGUGACAGGUCUUCACCUACUGAAGUAUAUGACUCGAAGCUCAACAAAUGGUUGCUUCACCAAUCUAUGCCUGCCGUCAACCUUUGCUCCUCGAAGAUGGCAUUUUGUGACUCAAGAUUAUACUUGGAAACCCUUUCGCCACUUGGUUUAAUGAUGUAUCGAUUGGAUACGGGGCAGUGGGAACAUAUACCUGCAAAGUUCCCCCGAUCGUUGUUGGAUGGAUAUCUUGUAGCUGGAACCCAAAAGCGUCUGUUUCUAGUUGGAAGAAUUGGGCUUUAUAGUACUCUUCAAAGUAUGAGAAUAUGGGAGCUUGAUCAUACUAAAUUUAUUUGGGUUGAGGUAAGUAGGAUGCCACCACGGUAUUUUCGAGCUCUUUUGAGGCUAUCAGCUGAAAGAUUUGAAUGCUUUGGACAGGAUAAUUUGAUAUGUUUCACAUCUUGGAACAAAGGAAAAGGUCUUCUGUAUGACGUGGAUAAGAAGGCUUGGUCUUGGAUUGCUGGAUGCGCUCUACAAUCAUACAACAGCCAGCUCUGUUUCUAUGAACCAAGAUUUGAUGCUAUGAUCUACUGAUCCAACUGCACUUUCUCAGAUAUCUGUUACCUUUGUCAAAUUGCCAACAGUCUAACCUUCUUUAUCAUCAUUAAUCCAGAAUCAGAAUCUUGAAGGUAUUUAAGCCAGAGGUAAAAGUACCUCCUCUGUGGAGUUGGUGAUUCUUGGCGGUUUUAAGGUUUUGAGAAUGCUGAUGGUUGAUGCUGUAUGUUCUAUUACCUUAUGACGCGGUGGGUGUAGGAAGGUUAAGGCUACCUUUGAUCAUGGCCAUAAAGAAAGUAACCUUACAUUAAAGUGGAUAUACCCAACCACAGAUCCUAAAAGUACAUGUCAACAUGACAUUUCACCACUGUAAACAAAUGAUCCUCUUUACACUGCCAUGAAAAACCAUUCUUAUGACCAUGCAAUACUCUUAAUGAUAUGCUGUUUUUGUACUGCUCACGGUUGAGGCAUCUUUACAGUCAUCUGUCACUACAUGCUAGUUGCUAAUGUUAA